Cololabis saira (Pacific saury) is the source of this 2970-nucleotide messenger RNA. Its product is annotated as cilia- and flagella-associated protein 69-like. NCBI's taxonomy places the organism in Eukaryota, Metazoa, Chordata, Actinopteri, Beloniformes, Belonidae. The record is from RefSeq and is a predicted model, not a curated record. Gene Ontology annotation, biological process: response to odorant; olfactory behavior; positive regulation of flagellated sperm motility. Gene Ontology annotation, cellular component: non-motile cilium; sperm midpiece. The transcript is spliced from 23 exons. The coding region runs from base 127 to 2970 and encodes 947 amino acids.
UGAGAUUCCGUCGUGUGGAAUAAAGUCCAGUUUUCCAACCUCUGGAGUCGAGUUUCAUCCUGCCACAAUAUUCAAAUGAGCUGCUUUUUAACACGCUGAGACGGGAAAGUGUUUCCACUCUUGAGGAUGGAUUCAGGAAAAACGGUCCACAGGAGAAACACGGACAUCCCUGCUAUCAGUCUGGUCAGUACUAAAAGGCUUGACCUCAGUAAGGUCAUUCGUCUUCUUGAGGAUCCUUUGACUACAACCUUUAAGGAGAAGCACCUUUUUGUCUUGAAGAAACUACUGAAGAGACACCAGGCCGGCUUUCUUUUGAGGGAGUUAAAAGGCAUAGCGCAAGUGCUCAACAUCUGUGCUGAGAAGGUGAAGGAACAUCCUGAAUUUGUUCCCAUUCUGUGUGAAGCACUUAAAAUCUGCGGGCUUCCCUUCCUGAAGGAGAGGGUGUCGGAUGAGUUGGACUAUGCUCAGGAUGCAACAGACUUCCUCUCUCACAUGGCGUAUCUGAUGAGGGUGUCGGACGCUGACGUGAAGCACCAUGUUGUUGAAUCUGUCAAGUCUUUCUUCAGCUGCAAGGCUCCAGCGCAGCUUCUCGAUGGGCUCCAGCCGACCUCUCGGGGCUUCAGGCUGCAGGUGCUGGAGCAAAGUGACCUGGGAAAAACGCUGCUCCUCUCCAUGGUCACCCUGGAGAACCAGCCCGGCAUCCGGCUGCAGCUCCUGGAGACACUUCAGAUUCUCUCCAGCUCGUCUGACUGCGCUUCCAUACUGCAAGGACGAGGAGCAGAGACGAUCUGCCUUCACAUGAUUGAACCUGAUCCGUCUGGUAAAGUUCUCUCCUACUCCUCUGAAAUCCUCUGUAACCUGCUGGAGAAAGGCCAACAGGAGGCCAGGGCCCAGCUCAGCAACACAGGCUGCAUCAUAUCUCUCCAGGUAGCAUUUCACAAGCUGCUGCUGAGCGCUUCCCAACCCUCCGAUCUCCAGCUCAGAAAUGAUUUACUCGUGAUCGCGACUCAUGUCGCUGAAGACUCCAACUCGCUGCUCACGGAAACUUUGUUUGCCAAACAUCUUGUGGAUUUGUUCACACGUAAAGAGCCGAAACCCCACAGCUCCUCGGCCCACAACUCCAAGGUCACAUGCAGCAACGAGGACUUGAAAAUGCAGAAGUUGCUGUUGAAUCUGCUGGUUUUCAUGUGCCGAGACGUCGAUGGCCUGCAGCUUUGUAAAGAAGAACAAGUCAUGACGGCGCUCCUGGAGCUCAUAAAGCCGCCCGGCGUCUCGUCAGAGCCCCCCCCAGGUUCCGGUCAUUGGUCCCCGGUCCAGCAGGAGAAGCUGCAGCUGCAGGCGCUCGCCACCCUCGCCAGCAUCGCCCCCCUCAUGCUGGACGACUACAAGUCCAGUCAGGGAAACACGUGCCUGCUGCUCCUGCUAGACUGGUGUGUCAGAACAGAUGAUGACUUGGUCCUCGGCCCUGGAGGCGGCGGCGGGAGGACGGCUCUGAUGCAGUACUGCAUCCGAGUCCUGAGAGCCGUAACAUCUCAGCGUGAGGAGUCUGUAAACCGGGAUCUGAGAAAUCAGGGAGUCAUCCACCAGCUGCUGGGGAUUCUGAUGCAGAUGGAGGCGAGGUCUGAGGAGGACGACGCUGUGACUGUGGAGACCAUGUCAGAUAUUCAGAUGAUCCUGUUAGAGCUGUGUGCGACCGACAGAAAGGACCUGUUUGGGUCAACGGGGGCCGACAUGGCCCUUCACUUCCUCAGGAAAGGCUCCGGAAAGUUCUACAGCGGUCUGGGUCACAACAAGCUCAUCCUCUCCACCAUCAACUGCGUGUGGUCGUGUAUUGUGGACUGCUAUAUGACAGAAGACUAUUUCUUGGCUAAAGAAGGAGCAUUUCUUCUUCUUGACUUACUUGGUACGAGCCCCAGAUGUGUGCAGAGCACCGUGCUCUCCAUCCUGCUGGAUCUAUGUGACAACCCAAAAGCUCUGCCUCACAUCAUGAGCUGGAGGGAUGCCAGCGGUCAGACGGCCGCCGGAGUCCUGCUGCAGCUGUGGAGGGAGGAGGAGGAGGAGCUGGGUGUAGGAAGGGACCAUCGUGGGAGGAUCGCAGAUCCCCAGAUGCCGAUCUCCCGGCCUUUCCACAGGGACGACGGCGGCUUGUCACUUCCUGCAAACGUGCAGAAUGCAGCCGUGCUGGAAGUGUCGGAGAAGAUUCGAGCAAAGAUUUACUCCAUCCUCUGCAGUCUAGGAUUUCAGGAGCUUCCUGAUUUGUCAGCAGAAGACUUUGUGACUCUGAGCAUCGUCAAGCGAUAUUUGGACUUCAAGGUCGGGGAGGUCUGGGACGAGAUCCGACAGGAACUGGUUCUGGAGGGAGUCAGGCCCGUCAGCCCCGACGAGGAGGCCCUGAGGUCCAUCUGCAGGAUUUCAGAGGACACAGCAAAGAGAGUCAUGGAGGAACAGAGCAGCAUCCUGGAGCAGCAGCAGCAGAAGGAGCUCAGCGACGAGAUGCUCGAGUACACAAAGAUGAAGUUUCGCCAGAAGCCAGAAGAGCUUGCAGCAAAGUCCUGGAAGCAUUUUCUGUCCAAGAGUUCAAACUACAAAUUCCUGAAGGAAGAAAAAGCUCAGAGGGAGAAAUAUCUUAAACCAAUCAGAUCCGAACUGGAGCAAGAGGACGCUUCCCUCUAUCCUGCAGAGGUGCUUCACACUCACACAUCUUUAAUUCAGUCGUUAACACUGUUUACACCCAAACUGACGUACGAGUCAGGAGCAGCAUCCAGACGGCUGUCUGCAAUUUUUGGGGCAGAUCCUGGCAAUGGAGCAAACGGGAUCCCCGGGGCCCGCAGGGUUGAAGGUGACGCCGGGCAGAACUCCAAUCAGGGCCGGACCUGCAGCACUCGGGCCAGAACACCUCAGCACGGUCAGAAACUGAUGCUGCCAAGGCAUCAGUAUGUGGUUCGCAUUCGCUUCAAGCUUUCUUCAUGA